Eleginops maclovinus (Patagonian blennie) is the source of this 7883-nucleotide messenger RNA. It is a transcript of the gene ephb2b, whose product is annotated as eph receptor B2b. The coding region runs from base 104 to 3070 and encodes 988 amino acids. Gene Ontology annotation, cellular component: plasma membrane; dendrite. The transcript has 16 exons. Gene Ontology annotation, molecular function: protein binding; transmembrane-ephrin receptor activity; ATP binding. The record is from RefSeq and is a predicted model, not a curated record. NCBI's taxonomy places the organism in Eukaryota, Metazoa, Chordata, Actinopteri, Perciformes, Eleginopidae. Gene Ontology annotation, biological process: axon guidance; protein phosphorylation; ephrin receptor signaling pathway.
CUCUAUUGGAGGUGAAGGACCGCCUGUCCAAUCUCUGCCUGUGCUGUCAAUGGCUUUCGGGACAUAUUUUAUUUGAAUGUCUGGGCGUUUUAAGUGACCAAUAAUGGAUAUUCUAUGGAUAUUAUGGACCAUACCGGCCGUAAUAGCUGUUGAAGAGAUGCUUAUGGACUCCACUACAGCCACAGCGGAGCUCGGCUGGACGGUGUACCCCGUGUCAGGCACCAGUGACAACAGCUGGGAGGAGGUGAGCGGUUAUGAUGAAAAUAUGAACACCAUCCGGACGUACCAGGUCUGCAAUGUUUUCGACAACAAUCAGAACAACUGGGUAAGGACAAAGUACAUCCGGCGUCGUGGCGCUCAGCGGAUCCACGUAGAGAUGAAGUUCUCGGUUAGGGACUGCAGUAGCAUUCCCAACGUGCCAGGCUCCUGUAAAGAGACAUUUAACCUCUAUUACUACGAAUCUGACUCGGACACAGCCACCAGAACCUCACCGGCCUGGAUGGAGAACCCCUGGAUCAAAGUCGACACCAUCGCAGCGGACGAGAGCUUCUCCCAGGUGGAUCUAGGCGGCAGAGUGAUGAAGAUCAACACUGAGAUCCGGAGCUUUGGCCCUGUGUCACGAAACGGCUUCUAUCUCGCCUUCCAGGACUACGGCGGCUGCAUGUCGCUCAUCGCCGUUCGCGUCUUCUAUCGGAAGUGCCCACGUAUCAUCACAAACGGGGCGUUGUUCCAGGAGACACUGUCAGGAGCCGAGAGCACCUCCCUGGUGGCUGCACGAGGUGUUUGCAUCCCCAACGCUGAGGAGGUGGACGUGCCCAUUAAGCUGUACUGCAAUGGAGAUGGAGAGUGGAUGGUUCCCAUAGGACGCUGCAUGUGCAAGGCUGGGAACGAGGCUGUGGAGAAUGGGACUGUCUGUCGAGCUUGUCCAUCUGGUUUCUUCAAGCCGACUCAAAAAGAGGAACCCUGCCUGCAGUGCCCCAUCAACAGCCGUACCACCAGCGAAGGCGCCAUGAACUGCGUUUGCCGCAACGGUUACUACCGUACCGACUCGGAUCCUCUCCAGAUGCCCUGCACAACCGUCCCAUCAGCUCCACAGACCGUCAUCUCCAGCGUGAACGAAACCUCUGUGAUGCUGGAGUGGAUGCCUCCCCGGGAUUCGGGGGGCCGCGAGGACGUCGUCUUCAACAUCAUCUGCAAGAGCUGUGGCGGAGGCCGUGGAGGCUGCACCCGCUGCGGGGACAACGUCCAGUUCCAGCCCCGUCAGCUGGGCCUGACAGAACCCCGGGUCUACAUCAGCGAGCUUUUGGCCCACACGCAGUACACGUUCGAGGUGCAGGCUGUCAACGGUGUGUCAGAUCAGAGCCUGUACUCCCCUCAGUACGCCUCAGUCAACAUCACCACUAACCAGGCUGCUCCAUCCACAGUAUCCAUCAUGCACCAGGUCAGCCGCACUGUGGACAGCAUCACCCUCUCCUGGUCCCAGCCUGACCAGCCUAAUGGAGUCAUCCUGGAUUAUGAGCUCCAGUAUUAUGAAAAGGACCAAUCAGAGGUUAAUGCUACCGCCAUCAGGAGCCAGACCAACACGGUGGUCAUUCGCGGACUCAAGCCGGGAAGCAUCUACGUGUUCAUGGUCCGGGCACGCACUGUGGCCGGCUUUGGACGCUACAGUGGCAAACUGUACUUCCAGACCAUGACGGAGGGGGAAUACAACAUCAGUAUUAAGGAGAAGCUACCUCUUAUCAUCGGCUCGGCAGCUGCAGGUUUGGUCUUCCUCAUUGCUGUGGUCGUCAUCAUCAUCGUCUGCAACCGGCGUGGCUUUGAACGAGGUGAUUCAGAAUACACGGACAAACUGCAGCACUACACCAGCGGCCACAUGACUCCAGGAAUGAAGAUAUAUAUCGAUCCGUUUACAUAUGAGGACCCCAAUGAGGCUGUGAGGGAGUUUGCCAAGGAGAUUGAUAUAUCCUGUGUGAAGAUUGAACAGGUCAUCGGAGCAGGAGAGUUUGGGGAGGUGUGCAGCGGUAACUUGAAGCUCCCGGGUAAAAGAGAGAUGUUUGUGGCAAUCAAAACUCUGAAGACUGGCUACACUGAAAAACAGAGACGGGACUUCCUGAGCGAGGCCAGCAUCAUGGGACAGUUCGAUCAUCCAAACGUCAUCCACCUGGAGGGCGUGGUCACCAAAAGCAGUCCUGUCAUGAUCAUCACUGAGUUCAUGGAGAAUGGUUCUCUGGACUCCUUCCUCAGGCAAAACGACGGGCAGUUCACUGUGAUCCAGCUCGUUGGGAUGCUGCGUGGCAUCGCCUCAGGCAUGAAGUACCUGGCCGACAUGAACUAUGUGCACCGCGACCUCGCUGCCCGAAACAUCCUGGUCAACAGCAACCUUGUGUGCAAGGUGUCGGACUUUGGUCUCUCACGCUUCCUGGAGGACGACAAUUCAGACCCUACCUACACGAGUGCUUUGGGAGGGAAGAUUCCUAUCCGAUGGACUGCACCCGAAGCUAUCCAAUACAGGAAGUUCACCAAUGCUAGUGAUGUGUGGAGCUACGGGAUCGUCAUGUGGGAAGUCAUGUCCUACGGAGAGAGGCCUUACUGGGACAUGACCAAUCAGGAUGUCAUCAACGCCAUAGAGCAGGACUACCGACUGCCCCCCCCCAUGGACUGCCCCAGUGCGCUCCACCAGCUCAUGUUGGACUGCUGGCAGAAGGACCGCAACAACCGGCCCAAGUUCAGUCAGAUUGUCAACAACCUCGACAAGAUGAUCCGCAAUCCCAACACGCUGAAGGCCAUGACCCCGCUAUCUUCAGGUGUUCAUCUCCCCCUCCUGGACCGCAGCAUCCCAGACUUCUCCAGCUUCAGCACCGUGGACGAGUGGCUGGAUGCCAUUAAGAUGGGCCAGUACAAAGACAAUUUCGCCGGCGCAGACUUUUCUACAUUUGAUGUGGUGUCCUCGAUGACCAUGGAUGACAUCCUGAGGGUUGGUGUGACGUUAGCAGGCCAUCAAAAGAAGAUCCUCAACAGCGUCCAGAUGAUGCGGGCACAGAUGAACCAGAUCCAGUCGGUGGAGGUUUGAUCCUCCCGAGCGGAGCAGAGGGGGGAGAAAAAAUAGGCGGUUGGGAUGAAGGGCUCUGGGUGUGGAGGAUGGAGUGGAUGGUUUUUUCGCGUUACAGUGUGUCUGGACUUCCCACCAGGCUACCAUUCACCCCCCCCUCCACUUCCCUCUCUCCUCCUCUUAUCCCCUCACCCUGACUCUCCCUCCAUCAUGGGAUCAGCUGUUUAACAAAAGUCCCAGUGAUGAGGCACCAGAGGGGCCCGCAGCCAAACCCGUCUCUGGAGCCAGAAACACGGGAGGUUAGAUGUGACCAGCAACACAUUUUUUUUUUCAAUCUUCCACCAAUUUUCAUUUGAUUUUUUUUUUUCUUUUGGUUUGUUUGUUCUGAUAAUUUUGUAAAGAAUUUUUUUAAAGGAAAAAAAAAAGAAAAAACUGAGAAAGGCAAGGAGUAUAUCUAAAUUUAUAGAUGAUAUAAGCUUGUACACUAGAUGGACUGAGUAGGAAAGCUACCCUUUAAAAGGGCGAGAAAAAAAGAAAACAAGGAAGAGUUGAAGGAAUGAGGCCAUCCUCAUCUAGGUGUGGAUAUUGUCUUUUUUUGCAUCUUUUUUUAAUUUUGGGACAUCAUAAGGAAUCACAGAGUUUUCUGUGGCCUUCAGAAACGCAGAGGAGACUGAAGAGCCCAAUGUGCAAUCCCAACUGUUUCCCCAGGAGAGAAAAUGCAUUUUUAAAAACCAUCAAAUGGACAACAUUUGGCAAAGACUGAUGUCAAAAAACACAUUCAUCCAGACUGACAAUUCACACAGUGCAAUCAAGAAAAAGAAAAAAAAAUAAGUUUCUCAUUGCAAGUAUUUUCUAUAUUGUGUGACAUUUUGUGAUGAAGAAUUCUGUCUCACCAUGCUUCCUCUCACUAUAGACAAGUGUUUUUCUUUCUUUCACAGUGAACUAUUCACAGCCUGCCAAAUAGAACUCUUCCCUUUUCUUGCAACCUGUACGAUGAUCCUGUAUUGUACAUAUCAGAUGCACUUGACCUGCCAUAACACGGUGACUCAGAAACAGUAAUCAGCAGAAGAACUGGCCAAGAGGAGGAUUUAAAUUGUUGUCACCUUCCUUUUCUUUCCUUAUUUUGUGAAAAAAAUGCUUGUGGAGAGAAACAGCAAACCGACGUCCUACGCAGAAUCACACAGAAUAAAACAGGUUCUACUGUUUACAUCAGAGGCCACAUACAAUACAGUAUGUGCUGUUAUAGCAUCCGCCUUCAUCCCCAGUGCCGUCUGUGCAUCCAUGCACACGACGCACACACACAUACCACGUGCACAACGAAGCAGAGGCUCCCGAAGCGGCGGGACUCGUGUUUGAUAGCAUGCUGAGUGAGUGGUUAAUUUCACAGUGCUUUGAUUUGCUGCAAUUACUAAAAACUCUGUUUGGUAAGAGCUUGGAUUUGACACACUUUACAGAGUAUAACGUGGCUGCAUUAUUUUUCAGUGUUUCUUCUUCCAGUUUUCCUUUUUGAAAAGACAUUUUUAAAGUAUUAAAGUUUUGAUACCACACACGGUUAUUUUACACUCACACAUCAUAGAUUUUAAAAUCCGGCAUUUGUUGAAUAUGCAACGUGUUAUAUUUUUGCAAUUUCUGUAUGGAUAUUAUUGAAUUGUUAUUAUUAUUAUUAUUAUUAUUAUUAUUACUUUUUUUUCUGCACUGAGUCUAUUGUUUGACUCCAACAAACACUCUGGAUCUUCCAUCAAUGCUUUUUAGACUUUUAAUUUUGAAACAUGUUGGUGCAAAAUUCCCUGUGAAUGGUAUUGAUUUGAUUUCAUAGACAGUGUUCAUUUAUAGUUUGGCCUCCUGUGAGCUGUCAAUCAUCGUCUGCGUUGUCUGGGUGACCAGGGUUUAUGCGAGAGAUGGGAGUCCGUAGCAAUGCAAGGAUUCCCCGGAGAGGAUGAAGCAGACAGGGUUUAUGUACACAGCCAGUAAAGUAUCAGAGAUCCAACCGGGACCUGACAGCCAGACACGGACGUCCAGCUGUGAGCUAUCGGUCAGAUGUGUCCGGUCACAGCGGGGAAGUCGCACCCCGAUCACAGCCGCUCUGUCCAGGCACCGAUUCUCCCGCCUCUCCCCCUUGAUCAAAAGCACGCCUGCCGGGCCACCUGUCUGCCGCUCCCACUGAUCUCCACGCAACAGUUGUCCGGUUUCGUCUCUGCGACUUUAUAAGCAUCAACAGGCGAACAGCGGAGACGCUCAUCAGUGGGGCAGUUGUGUCUUGUCCUGUCCUGAUGCUGCAUGAGAUAGAGGGUGUGGAAACAAGAGGCUGGACAAUGCUUCCACACUGAAAAACGUUGUCUUUAAUUAGAUGUAUUAUGUCCACAGGUUUCACAUAACUGUUUAAGGUUAGUUAAAACCAAUAAUAUUAAACUGAACCUAUUUUUUAUUUAAACUGCUUUCAACUAACUAAUACAGGUAUGUGAAAUCUAUUGACAUAAUGCAUUUAAUUGAAAUCAACGUUUCAGCCUUUUCAGUGUAUGUUCGCUCAAACCAAAUCCUCAGACUUGAGUUUUUGUGGCGGCUUAAGCACCAAAGUUGAUUAUAAACCUCAGUUACUUUCAUCUUUCACUGAAAAACGGAAUUGUUGACUUUAAUUAAAUGUAUUGUGUCAACAAAUUUCAUAGAACUGUAUUAAGUUAGUUGAAAGCAACAAUACAACGUUUUUGUAGGUUAAACUUUAAAUUAUUGCUUUCAACUAACCUAAUACAGUUCUGUGAAAGCCUCUCCAUGUCCUUUUUUUCAUCUGCAGUGCACCACAUCAUAACAGAAAUUUCCCUGGAAGCUUGUAUAACAUAUGAAACUAGUAGGAGGACAAUCAUAAGCUGUUAGUCAUAGCUGAGAGGCGAGUGAGAAGUGCCGCUGUGACCUAAAUGCCACUGAUGCCAACAUGCAGUUUGAUUUUUAUUUAACCGAGCUUUUUAACCGUCUUCCUUUUCCAUUUCCCAGUACUUAACAGCUCAUCAGUUUGUGAGGCUGAGGCUGCACGUCCUCUCAUGGUAUGGCAAAUAUUCAACCGUCAGGAAAAAACGUUUAAUGUUGUCCAAGGAAUUAAUCUAGUCUAGAGUAUACACAAGGCUGCUGAGUUUCUCCUCCAACCCCAUUAAAGCUCAUUCAGAUGCUUGUCCGUGGACGCUGCCAAGACUUUGAGUUAUUAAUCAAGCAAUUAUCCUUGAACCCUGUUUCAAGGAACUACCUUAAACUGGAUGGGCAGGCUUGUUUAUUACUAGACGUGAAAAAAUAGUGCUGAAGUGCACACUGUCAGUAUUUUCUUGGGGAUACUUUUCAUGGAACUCCUUCUGAAGGGUUAGUUUGUUGUUUUCCAUUUUUAUCUGAAGGAGUUUUAAGAGAGCCUUUUGAUUGAAUGUGGAGUGUUUGAGAGCACUGCAUUAAGUAUUUAUGUAUCUUCUGAUUUCGAUGGCACAAAAGAGACGCAUUGUUGCAGUUUGGAGCUGAGCAAUGAAAGCGGGAAGAAGAAAUUGACCCACUUAUGUCGAGUGUUUAAAGUGGUUCUGACUGUUUUUCCUGCCGCUGACUGGCUGCUUUCGUUACACCAAAGCACAAGCAGUGAAAAAAGGCUGUCCAAAACUAUUAAAAAAUGUAUAGAAACGGGUAACUUAUUCAUCUGGUACAGGUUUUAUGGAGGGCAUAUUUCAAAAUUGGACUCGAUGGGUUAUCACCUCCUUGAAAUUAGACUGAAUAUUUCAUUGCAUAUUACUGCAAGUGGCUCGCUGGAAAAUUUAAAUCCAAUGUAAGCCAAUUCAACAUUUGACAGAUUUUUUUUUUUUUUGUUUAAAUCGCUUUCUAACUCCCCCUUCAAACCAAUUCAUUUCUACUGUUCACUUUGCAUAAAACAAUAAGUAUUAUCUCUUCAGAUUAAGUUUAACUGUUGGUUUCAAAGCACCAGAACCUGACACCUACUGUACACAUGCUUUUAAAAACUUUCAACAGCUUUCCUCCGGUAAUCGAAGCAGAGUCAGAGUGGUUGUGACGCUCAUAAUGGUUUCACACAAUGUUUGCCUACUGCAACUUUCAGCAACACUCUCCUUUUACAUCUGUGCAGCAAAGUAUAAGAAAAAAAAAAAAACAGUCCUCCCCUCACCGUGUGCCAAUUUUUGAAGGACGGAGGAAAAACCGUUAAGUCUCAGUGUUCCUGUUACAUGAUAGUGUGCAUAAACACGAGCUGUGCCAGGUUGUACCCGCUGGGUUGCGUUUGAAAGGCGCCCAAACUGCAGCAUGGUCAGAGCGCAGGGUCUGCCUCCUGUUGUGGAGGACAGAAAAUGGCUCCCGUUCAAUGGACACAGGGCGAAGCACUGGAGAGCCCUCUACUGCUGCGGUGGUCAAAUGUAGCGUGUUUGAUUGACUUUUCCAGAUGCAAAGCUCCAGUGUUCAGGACAAACACUGGCUGCUGUAUCUUCCCUUGUUGGACAAACUUUCAUACCAUUACACUGCCCGUGUUCCCCUUUCAUGACCCAGUGUUGCCCUCUGUUUUCCCCCUUUCCUGCCCUCUGAACCCCCCCCCCCCCCCCCCAACCACUCUGGCUGUUGUUGGCGUGUACAGGCAGGGGGUCUCCACAUGUUCCCCGGUCCUCUCAAACCCACAUUGUAGACCAGUGCCGGUUCAGACCACUGUGACUCAUGUGGGGGAUCCUGUAUUUCUGUAUAAAUGUAUAUUGACUGUAACCCUGUGAAUGAUGUAACAAUUUCAUUAUUUGUAAUAUUGUCAUUGGUUUAUUUUCUAAACAUGGAAAGCCCAACUUGACUCUCCUCAAUAAAAAAUAAGAUCUGUUAUAAAAUA